UCAGCGGCGUCGGUCAUGAAAUAACUCGUAAACUUCUUUUAAUUACUUAAAAUAUCGAAAAACAAAGGAAAAACAGACGAACCAUCAAUCUGAGAGUAAAUCAAGAUUAAUCCCAUGUGGAAACAACACUUCUUCCAACCUGAGUAAUUGAAUCGCAAUGUACCGCUGUUACGCUCUGUGAAACCUGUCUAUAAUUUUUCACACUGUUUUGCGUCUUGGCAAUAAAAUGUGUGCCCAUCAUGAGCGAUGCUUUAUAAGUAAGUGGGUAUGUCAUUGAGAUCUAUGUUUUAGAGUUUAGAUUUAGUCUGCAAAUGGGUUCUGAUUACUGGGUCUCUGGAGAGCAGAUCCAGUCCAAUACGUGUAAAAUGUCAGCUGGGUUUUUAACGGUUUAGAAAUUUGAUUGUGAGGAGCAGUGCAUUUUGUGGAUUCUUCUUGUUUUGGAAGAUGAUAUUGAAGUAAAAAGAAAAGUAUCUUAACGGGGUUCUAGGAGCCACUGAUCUCACAAAAGAGACACAGAUUUGGUGUUGGGGAUAACUUGUAAAGGUCUUUCAGCAUUGUGGUGUUGCGUUGUGCAGGUAAGCAAGCAUCCUCUUUAUAUUUCUGCAUUGCCCUUGAAAUCAGAUAUAGAUAUAUAGUCAUAGAUACAAUAUAAUAUAGAUAUAGAUCUGUAUUUGUGAUGAGGGAGACCGGCAGGAGGGUUCUACCCUCGACAAGGGGUGUUCCGAAUGGGAGAUCCUUUGGGAUGCCCAGGGCCAAGCAGUUAAAGAAGACCUGCAACAAUUUCAAAAUCACAAUCCUGUGUGGGUUUGUGACUAUACUUGUCUUGAGAGGCACCAUUGGGGUAGGUAAUUUUGGUGGUGGGGAUGCGGGCGAAGUUAGUGAGAGUGUGGCAAAGCAAAAUGCCAGGGUGUUGGAAGAAAUUCGGCACGAACCUGAUGAUGAAGAGGAUCAAAUGCAAUUGAAGAUUGAUCCCAAUUCAACAUUUGUUUAUAGUCUAGGGCCCAAGAUUAGUGACUGGGAUCAGCAAAGAGAAACUUGGUUAAAGGAAAAUCCCCAAUUUCCUAGUUCUAUCAAUGGAAGGUCUAGGAUUUUGCUUGUCACUGGCUCUCCACCUAGUCCAUGUGAUAACCCAGUUGGGGAUCACUAUCUGCUGAAGUCAAUCAAGAACAAGAUAGAUUAUUGCAGGCUCCAUGGCAUUGAGAUCGUCUACAACAUGGCCCAUUUGGACAAGGAGAUGGCUGGUUACUGGGCUAAGUUGCCUCUGAUCCGAAGGCUUAUGUUGUCUCAUCCCGAAGUUGAAUGGAUAUGGUGGAUGGACAGUGACGCUAUGUUCACCGAUAUGGUUUUUGAGCUUCCCUUGGAAAAGUACAAGGAUUAUAAUUUCAUCCUUCAUGGUUGGGACAAAGAAAUUUAUGGUAGAAAGUCAUGGAUUGGAUUGAAUACGGGUAGUUUCCUUCUCCGAAAUUGUCAAUGGUCUUUAGAUGUGUUGGAUGCAUGGGCACCAAUGGGUCCAAAGGGUCAGAUCAGAGAUGAAGCGGGUAGGGUACUGACUGCUUUUUUUGAGGGUAGGCCGGCAUUUGAGGCAGACGACCAAUCUGCUCUGAUAUAUAUGUUCAUAACUCAAAAGAAACUCUGGGGCGAUAAAGUUUUUCUAGAGAACUCUUAUUAUCUUCAUGGCUUUUGGGUGGGUGUGGUGGACAAGUAUGAAGAAAUGGUGCGAAAUUACCAUCCAGGAUUUGGAGAUGACAGGUGGCCUUUUGUGACUCAUUUUGUGGGGUGCAAGCCUUGUGGUAGCUAUGCAGAUUACCCUCUUGAACGCUGUCUGAAGAGUAUGGAGAGGGCUUUCAAUUUUGCAGACAACCAAAUACUACAGAUUUAUGGUUUCCGGCACCAGAAGUUGGGUUCAGCUAAAGUCAAGCGGACUAGGAAUGAGACUGCACUGCCUCUUGAAGUCAAAGAUGAAUUCAACAUUCAACAUCCUUCAUUCACUGGACAAAAGAGCCUUUGAUCUAUCGAAAUAUGCAUUCAUGAAUAUCUCCACAAAAUGUAGAUGCAUUACUUCUUUGGAGUUUUUUUGUUUUUUCAAACAUUGUAAGGAAAGAGUGUGGUGGUGUUAAUCUAAUUUAUUCUUUGUUUUUUCCCUACUACAAGCAAAUAUGUUGGUCUCUAGUGCUAGGUUUUUAAUUUAAGGAAGACUUGAAAUGGCGUGUUAUUCAAAAGUCAUUUUAACUGAUGUUCAGGAGAAUUCUGUAUUUCUGUGCAAGUCCUUUAUAGAUUCUGUCCGGUAAUCUUUUACUAAGAUUUGGUGAAGCUAGACAGAAACACAGUAUUUGAAUUGGGGCAGUUUUUGUAUACCUCAAUUUUGCAUGCAUUUUGUAACAGGUCUCGGUCACAGAUUCCUAAAUUGGUUUUCACUUUUCAGUGUGGUAACUAAUUCUGGAUACUUACGUUGAGUUUGAUGUGGCUGCAAGGUCCUAUGAUGCUUAGAUUAGUUAUGAACAGAUGAUUAAUGUCACUGUGUUCCUUCGUAGCAUGUAAUUCUAUAUGAAUUUCUUGAAUUGCCACUAUUUCUCCUGCUUACUAAGUUA
Cryptomeria japonica (Japanese cedar) is the source of this 2588-nucleotide messenger RNA. Its product is annotated as probable xyloglucan 6-xylosyltransferase 5. The transcript has a single exon. Gene Ontology annotation, cellular component: endosome; membrane; trans-Golgi network. The record is from RefSeq and is a predicted model, not a curated record. Gene Ontology annotation, molecular function: hexosyltransferase activity. Gene Ontology annotation, biological process: xyloglucan biosynthetic process. Lineage: Eukaryota; Viridiplantae; Streptophyta; Pinopsida; Cupressales; Cupressaceae. Bases 677 to 2008 code for a protein of 443 amino acids.